AUGGAAGAAGAGGUCGUGACCGAGUUUUGGCGACGUAAUAUGGAGAUGGUGGAUCAAAUGGAGAAUCGUGUAUAUGUGCAGAUGGAACACGACGCACAAACGGCAUCAGAUCGCCAGUUUUUGUUCGUUUGUCAACUAGCUGGCACUAAAGCAAAUGAGUCUAGCAUUCGGCGUCACCCCAGCACUCUAUCUCGUGUUUCGGACGGCUAUGCAAUGGCUACUGAAGCAGAUAAACCGACACAAUUUCAAAUACGGAGUAAUAUACAACCGGUUAACGGGAUUUCGAUUCCUCGAGUUUCUGCUUUCUCAACUGAUGGUCAUCUUGGCAACUGGCCAAUACCAGGCGCUCGCCUUUAUUCAGCAUCCAUUCCACCAGUUGGGCAUGCUCCGACUCUAGCCCAGGCUAUCAGUCGAGCCUCCUCUGGCAGUAUGCACAUCGCAUCGCGAAAGAAGGAGCCAACGUCACGCUUCUUACCUGAUGGAAGAAAAACAGAGGAAUAUGCUGUUUUUUCACUACCUAACCAUCACAUCACUGUACCAUCACGUGAACCUCUCCCUCCAGUGAGCUGGGUUGGAAAUUCAGCCCAGAAUGAUGGUGGUUCAACGCGGAAACACGAUUUGGAUUCACUAUCGAUUAACUCGGCUAUCCGUCCUGUGAAGGAGCUAGGAAUUUCUGCACUUUCACAAAUGACCACAACACCUACAGGGUCGCUGUAUGACUCCUACGUUUCAUCUGGGGCGAAAAUAAUGCGUAUCGAAUCUGAGCAAAAUAUUAUAGCACCUGCUUCGCCGGUCCACGACAAACCUGUUGCAGAGCUCAAACCGCAAGAAGAAAGCCUCAGUACCCCGCACGCUGGGCUCUGCCGCCUCCGACGUUGGGCGGUACGACGACCGGCGAGAGGCUGCACAAUCUCGGGUUGCGUAGAACGUCAUGGACUCUGGACGAAGACGACACGAGAACACGACAUGGAGAUUGCCUCAGAAUUUGCACUUACAACGCGAGAACUGUCUCCAGUGAUGCCGACCUUCGUUGCCUGCUUGAUGCCGCGACCGCGGCGUCAAAAGUCCAUCUGUAUCAUCAGCUGCUAUUCACCACACAUGGGCGCUGAUGAUUCCGAAUUAGACGCAUUCUACGAUCAGCUGGAGGAAGUCAUCCGCACCGAGAAGCUUGAAAAACGAGCCUUGCACCGCCCGAAGACAAGAAGAUCGGUCGUGUACGAUGAGAACAUCUUGAACGAGUGCCUUUCCCAACACUUGUGGCGGAUCGAUGAGGACCCAACGAAGGAUUACGAAUUGCUACUCGAGGGACUUCAAGCCUGUGCUGAUGCGGCUUCUCUUACUCAGCGAAGGAGCUCCGAACGCAUCUCGACGUCAACGAGAGAACUCUUGAGUAAGCGAAGGAGCCUGCGACUUGAUCCGAAUGCAACCCACCUCGAGCGACUGAUUGCUGACACCAGUUGCAGAAAUAGCGCUGCAGGAGGACAUACGACAGUUCAGGCAAAGAAAAAUCCUCGAAGCUGCACAAGGAAGAUCAAGUAUAAAGAAGUGCAAGCGGGACCUCACCGAUCAUCGCGUACCACUUUCUGCUCUCCUGAGAGAGGACGGAACCCUCACUACUUCUAG
Messenger RNA from Ostertagia ostertagi, 1623 nucleotides. Lineage: Eukaryota; Metazoa; Nematoda; Chromadorea; Rhabditida; Trichostrongylidae. The record is from the annotation of a GenBank genome assembly.